Messenger RNA from Brassica rapa (field mustard), 1830 nucleotides. RefSeq lists its product as uncharacterized. Gene Ontology annotation, molecular function: zinc ion binding. The record is from RefSeq and is a predicted model, not a curated record. Lineage: Eukaryota; Viridiplantae; Streptophyta; Magnoliopsida; Brassicales; Brassicaceae.
AUGGUCGUUCCUGUUGUUCCCCCAGUUGUUGGUGAAACCAGAGAAGGGUCUAGGCCGGUCCGGAGACGUCUAUUAUUUGGAAAUGCUGGCAUUCCAGACACUGACGGUAGAGUUGGAGAUUCAAACUCUGGUUCAGUUGAUUCUGAAGAAUUACCAGUAGACGAUGGUCUACACUGGGGUAAAUUCGAUGAAGCACUCCACGAGAUGCUAAACAACCCGUAUACGCCAGCUUUUUUUGGAAGGGAUGCUCCACUUGUAUUCAACAAUCGGGAGGGAACAGGGGUUGACACGGCUCUGGCCGACAUCCAAUACGAGGGAGAUGACUUUUAUGUGGGUCGUGUUUUCAAAUCCAAAGCUGACUGCAAAAUCAAACUUGCAAUACAUGUUAUAAACCGAAAGUUCCAUUUCAAGACCACUCAUGCAAGUGGGAACUUCCAAGUCAGACAAGCUAACCAUGUUCACUCUUGCACCGUUGACGACCGUAGAAACUACCACAAACUUGCAACGACUGUCGUGAUUGGCCAGAUAUUGCAAUCUCGUUUUGUUGGUAUUAAGAAGGGCCCCACUGCCGCCGCAAUAAGGAAAAUAUUGCUAGAUGAAUUUCAUGUCAACGUUUCAUACUGGAAAGCUUGGAGAGCUAGAGAGAUGGCGAUGGAGCAUGCAAUGGGGACAAUGGUUGGAAGUUAUGCACUGAUACCUCCAUAUUUGGCACUCCUUCAGUCUUCUAAUGUAGGAACCGUAUGCUACCUGGAAAGUACGGAUGAAGAAGAAGGUGGAACACGGUUUCAAUACUGUUUUGUUGCUUAUGGAGCAUCGGUGACAGGGUAUUCGUCUAUGCGGAAAGUUAUUGUUGUUGAUGGGACGUCGCUUAAAGGAAAGUAUGGUGGGUGUCUACUUUCAGCCUCAGCACAAGAUGGGAAUUUCCAAAUAUUUCUCCUUGCGUUUGCUGUUGUUAAUAGCGAAAACGACGAUGCUUGGGAAUGGUUUUUCCAGAGGCUACAAACUUUUGUUCUGGAUACCCCGGGCUUGGUUUUCAUCUCUGAUCGCCAUGCAAGUAUCGCCAUUGGACUGAGGAAGGUAUACAACCAUGCUCAGCAUGUGUGUUGUCCAUCUGUGGAGAAAUGUGAUGGGUUCGACCAGUGGACUAGGGUUCAUUUCAGGGGGAAUAGGUUCAACAUCAUGGAUUCAAACAUAGCUGAAUCCUGGAAUGGGGUGUUUAAGGAAGCACGUGAAUAUCUCCUCAUUACCAUGUUUGAGUACAUACGUACAACAGUUAUGUCUUGGUUCGCAUUGCGUCGAGCGAAAUCAACCCGGGAGCAAGGAACUAUCACCCCAAAUGUCAGGAAACUCGUGGAGGAAAACUUUGAUCUCUCCACCGCUAUGGCUGUACGUGAUAUAGCCGAUCUUGAAUACCAAGUGCAGGACCCCACCGGGGAGUGCUUCACAGUUUUAUUGGGUCCCGGUACUUGCACAUGUUGUGAGUAUCAACUAAUAGGGAUACCCUGUAUGCAUGCGCUUGCUUGUUCAACCAGGGUUGGAUUUCCAUCUGAUGCGAUGGUGGCACCGGCUUACCGUGUACCAACAUGGCGCCAAGGCUUCAUUGGAAAAAUAUAUCCGGUCCCAUCUGUUGGUGGAUUAGAACUCGGAUCUGGAACUAGAGCUCCAUUACUUCCACCGGCAGUACGCCGCCCACCUGGACGUCCUAGGAAAGUCAGCAUCCUAUCACGUGGGGAGUACAAGGAGGAAGCUCGUCAAACAGGAAAUGCAAACGUUGUGGCCGUUUGGGACACAACAGGGCAUCCUGCCGCAACCCAAUAUGAUAAGCUAUAA